Molecule: messenger RNA, 1504 nt
Organism: Oldenlandia corymbosa var. corymbosa
Lineage: Eukaryota; Viridiplantae; Streptophyta; Magnoliopsida; Gentianales; Rubiaceae
Source: the annotation of a GenBank genome assembly
UGAAAUAAGAAUUGUGACUGAAACAAUACUUCAAACAAAAUUCUUCUUAUUAUAAAGAUAGUACGAAUUAAAUAAAGUCCUGAAGCACAAAGUACCAAAUUAAGCCAAAAAUUGAACUUGUGGCGCACUUCUAAACUUUCAUUUCACAAACAUAACCGCUUCCAAACCAAUAUUAGCCACACAUAUCACUUUCCUCGAGCUUCUAUUGUAGAUUGCAUCAUGGAAUUAGGACAAAGAGAGUAUAUGUGUAGUUCAUCCUCCCACAAAUUUGUGGGUUCUGAAGAAGAAUCCGGAUGGACCAAAUACUUGAAGGACUUCUCAUCAUCAGAUAAUAAUGAUCAGCAAAGAGAGAAAAGUUCAUAUUCAAAUGGUAUAAGCCCUUCUAUGGUUUCUGAUGCUGCCUCUCCUUCUUAUCGUCAUCAUGCAACACUAUCGAACAUUUGGGCAUUCAACAAGGAAGAAGUCAAUCUUGCAUUUUCGACAGUUAGUGGCCAGCACUUUCCCAAGAAAUUGAAUGUCAAGCAACCAAGAAACAAGAAGUAUUUCCUUGAUCAUGAUUUGGAAGAUACAGCUUCCUCACCUGUAAAUAGCCCAAGGGUAAGUUUGAUCAAAUUGAUGACAAAAUACUUUUACUUCUUUAUUUCCAUAAAAGUAGUUCACUCCAUUGAAUUAUUUGUUUGUUUGUUGUUAGAUGGAAGGAAUAUGUACUUCUUUGAUUCAUCUUGUAGCAACUUAUAUAUAUUUAUGGCUAGAGAGAGGUUUUGGGCACUUAAGUUCUUUUUCUUUUCCCAUUUUCUUCAAGAUAUACAUAUUUUAUUGAAAAAUCAUGCAUGAAGAUGUAUGAUCUAAUAGGAUUUUCUUCGGUUUUGAUUCAAGGUAAGCGGUGUGAAGCAUACUAAUGACGUGGAUGAUGGAGUAAUGCAUGAUGGCAUAUUUCUGGGAAAGAAGUCCGGCCAUGCUCCUCAAUUCCAAGCAAAUGAAAAGGGCAGCAUAAUUAAUGUGGAACUUGCCUCACAAGUCGCAGUACCCAUUUCGACGUUUCCAAAUUACCUUGCCUAGCUAGCUGAGAUGGACACUUUCAAGAAAGACUAGUGUGCGGUUGAAAUAUACUCCCUCCGUUCUAUUUUAAUAGUCUGAUUUGUUGCGUUAUUUUAUUUCAAUAAAAUUAACUAUUAAAAAGAGACGGAGAGAUAAUAAGAUUCGAGGAGUGGAUUUUUAGUGUUAAACUUGUUCAUGGGUAGUACUCUCUACAAGCAAGUGUUUUCAUGUUUUUGGUAUAUAUGUAAAUAUUGAUUGAUUUUCCCCAUAUUGUGAGUGUUAAACAGGAAGAUAGUUAAGUGCAUAGCGAAAGAGAUGACCGAUGUGAAGCUCUAUAGCCAGUCUCAUCUGUCACCAGCUAAAUAUUUCGGGGCAGUUUGGCAAAUAACCCCGAAAAAAUAAAGCUACGAUAAGUAUUCCUUUUCUGUAAAUAGUUUUUUUUCUUUUUAUCUUUUAUUUUUUUGGG